Quercus robur (English oak) is the source of this 2256-nucleotide messenger RNA. Its product is annotated as triose phosphate/phosphate translocator, chloroplastic-like. Gene Ontology annotation, molecular function: antiporter activity. The record is from RefSeq and is a predicted model, not a curated record. Gene Ontology annotation, biological process: transmembrane transport. The transcript is spliced from 12 exons. NCBI's taxonomy places the organism in Eukaryota, Viridiplantae, Streptophyta, Magnoliopsida, Fagales, Fagaceae. Gene Ontology annotation, cellular component: Golgi apparatus; membrane. The coding region runs from base 570 to 1832 and encodes 420 amino acids.
AAGAGGGAAAUUAAGAAAACAGAAAAGAAUAAAAAACAACUACCCCAUGUUACACUCACUCUCUCUGUCUCUCUCUUAUUGAAAGUCCAUCACCCAAUGAUCACUGUCCCCAACAACUCCCAUACGCUCUUUGCAACUAGUACUCAAAGUUCAAAGUCUCAAACUUUGAUGCUUUUCAUAGAUUCCUGUUGUAACAGAAACUGUUUUUGAGUUUCUGUUUCACUUCCUUAAGCUUCAACUACAUUCCCUCCUUAAUUUUGUCUGGUUUUUCAAACCAAAACCCAUUGUUUUCUCCGAAUCUAGUUCAUUACCAGAACACAAAGAAAGAAAAAUCCACAACAAAUAGGAUUUUCUAUAGUUAUAAUAUCUACUAUUUUUGUUAGUUAAAAACAAGGAAACCAAAUAGUACUCUUUCUAAUUUAUCCCCUGCAUACAGUUUCUUGUUUUCAACGUCUUUAAUUUCAUUGUACUUUGUAUUCUUCCAAACUCAGAAAACCCACUAAGAAUUCAAGCCCCUCAAACCAUUUUCCUUAUCAAAAUCCCAUAAAGUUUGUGUCUUGUUGCAAACCAUGGCUUUAGUGACCAACCCAUUUCAAUGUUCAAUCCAAACUUCAAGAUUUUCUUCAUUAUACUUGUCACCCAAGAAAGUUACAACUAAUCAUGUUGUGCUCAAGACUCGGUCACUGGGUUCUAAGUCCACAUGCUUGGCCUUUUCUCCACUGCCAGAGAACCAGGGACCUCAGAAACCUGUUGAAUUCUCAGGCAAGGCCUUGAGAUUUUCUGGUUUGAGUGAAUUGUUGAGACGGCGAGGCUCUGUUGAAUUUCCGGUUGUGGCCGCCACAACCGCAGAUGCUGACGGCAGGUAUGCCAAGCCUUCUAAGAGCUUUGCUGAGAGAUAUCCUGCACUGGUUACUGGUUUCUUUUUCUUUAUGUGGUACUUCCUAAAUGUCAUCUUCAAUAUACUCAACAAGAAAGUCUACAAUUAUUUCCCAUAUCCGUACUUUGUUUCUGUAGUACAUCUCCUAGUUGGAGUGGUGUACUGUCUUGUUUCUUGGGGUGUUGGUCUACCAAAACGUGCUCCAAUUAAUAAGGAGCUGUUGGUACUACUGACUCCAGUUGCAUUCUGCCAUGCCCUUGGACAUGUCAUGUCUAAUGUAUCAUUUGCAGCUGUCGCAGUAUCUUUCACACACACCAUUAAAGCCUUGGAGCCAUUCUUCAAUGCUGCUGCUUCUCAGUUUGUUUUAGGCCAGCAAAUUCCUUUGUCCCUAUGGCUAUCAUUGGCCCCAGUUGUUAUUGGUGUAUCAAUGGCAUCACUGACUGAACUUUCUUUCAAUUGGACUGGUUUCAUCAGUGCAAUGAUUUCAAACAUAGCAUUUACCUACAGGAGUAUCUAUUCCAAGAAAGCAAUGACAGGAAUGGACAGUACAAAUGUGUAUGCUUAUAUUUCAAUUAUUGCUCUCUUGGUUUGCAUCCCGCCAGCGAUUAUUAUUGAGGGCCCCCAACUAAUGCAAUAUGGUUUUAGGGACGCUAUUGCCAAAGUGGGUUUAUACAAAUUCGUCUCUGAUCUGUUCUGGAUUGGCAUGUUUUAUCAUCUGUACAAUCAGGUUGCUACUAACACUUUAGAACGUGUUGCACCACUUACACAUGCUGUUGGAAAUGUAUUGAAGCGAGUUUUUGUCAUUGGAUUCUCUAUUGUUGUAUUCGGCAAUAGGAUAUCCACACAAACUGGAAUUGGUACUAUUAUAGCAAUUGCGGGUGUAGCCAUUUAUUCCCUAAUAAAGGCAAACAUAGAAGAGCAAAAACGGAAGGCUGCAGCAACUUCCACAUCAUAGGGCUGCACUGUUGGAUUGACUAUGGAAACCCUGUAUAUUAAUGAGGGUAGUGAGGAUAUUCAUAAAAAUUGUUUGAGAUGAUAUCUUUGGAUUCAGGCAGUACAGAGCUGGUGCUGCUGUUUAAAUUGGAUGGUUCAAGUUUCCAAGCCGUUGGUGGAUUCUUCCAUUAAAAUAACAGCUCUGGGAAAUAGAGAAAAGAAUAAGAUCAAAACAGAAGUUUUUUUACAAAUUCUAAGAGCUCAUAUUGUAUUUCAAAAUUGUACCAUUUCAAUUUUAUCAGGUGUGUUAGAAGAAUGCACUGUUGUAAUGGAAAAGCUUCAAUUUGGUCUCUCUCACACACAACUUUGUUAGAUGUUUUAGUGGUAGGUCUUAAUUUAGUGGACCUACUUGAUGACUCAGUAAUUUAAGAGGAGAAAAUCGAUUU